Molecule: messenger RNA, 870 nt
Organism: Glycine soja
Lineage: Eukaryota; Viridiplantae; Streptophyta; Magnoliopsida; Fabales; Fabaceae
Product: pentatricopeptide repeat-containing protein At1g66345, mitochondrial-like
Exons: 1
Coding region: 1-870 (289 amino acids)
Molecular function (GO): protein binding
Source: RefSeq, a predicted model, not a curated record
AUGGGCUUUCUUAUAACCCCGUUAUUUUCUGCUUUACACUCCGUUGCUCUUCUUGCGGUUAACCUUUUGAUUCAAACCUACGCGAAGGCCAAGUUAACGGACGUCGCCUUCGACCUUUGCCGUUACGUCGAAGAAGAGCGUGGAUUCUCCUCCUCCGUCAGCGUCGUUAGUUUCAACGCGCUGCUUCACGCGCUUCAGAGAUCUGAGAAGUGCGGCGGUUCCGUUUGGGAGGUUUACGAGUUCAUGAUUCGGAGAAGGACUUACCCUAACGUGACGAGUUUGAGAAUAAUGAUUGAUGCGAUUUGCAAGGAAGGUGAAUUGCAGAAGAUUGUUGACACGGUGGAUCGGAUUAUUGUAGGGAAUAAUGAUUGUUCUCGUUCUCGUUUUCUUUCUCCGGCGAUGGUUGUGAAUUGUGGUUUGAUGUUGAGGAUUUUGGGGAAGGGAUGCGUGGCGGAAUCGGAGAACGAUGAUGUGGUGGUUUUGCUGAAGAGGCUGUUACAGAAGAAUUUGCUUCAUGAGAAGGUUGUGUAUUCGCUGGUUGUUCACGCGAAGGUUGUGUUUGGGGAUUUGGAUUAUGCGUGGGGAUUUUAUUUGGAGAUGGUGCAGAGAGGGUUUGAGGGGAAUGCUUUUGUUUACACAUUGUUUAUUGGAGCGUUUUGCAGAGAGGGGAGAGUUGGUGAGGCGAUUGGUUUGUUGCGUGAGAUGCAAGGAAAGGGGUUGAGGCCUUACGGGGAGACGUUCGAGCACAUUGUUGUUGGUUGCGCUGCCGCAGAGGAUUCAGAGCAGUGUGUGAGUUUUUUUGAGGAGAUGGUGAGGGUUGGGUUUGUGCCUGGUUGUAUGGUGUUUAAUAAGGUGGUGGAGAGGCUGUGA